AUGAGAGCCACAGCGCCGCUCUUGAUCAAUGGUCACCAGCUUCAGGAGCUGCAGGAUGAGGCGCAGGCUCAGCAGGAGGCGGAGCAGGCGCGCGCCACCCAGCUGCAUGCUGUGCAGCAAGAGCUGGCGGCGAUGCAGCAGCUGAGGGCGGCGGCGGAGCUGGUCGCGACGGCGGAGGCCCAGGUGCAGACCGAGGGCGAUGAGCUUGCGCUGGCGGCGGCGCGGGUGCAGCAGGUGCAGGUGGAGCUGGCGCGCGCACGGCAGUGCGUGCAGGAGGUGGAGGGCAGGCGGCUGGAGCUGGAGCAGGAGCGGGAGGCGAUGGAGGCGCAGGUGGCCCAGGAGAGCGUCCGCUGCGAGCGGGCAGAGGCGGCGGCGGCCAAUGCGCGGCGCUUUGCGGCGGCCCAGCAGGCGCAGAGCCUGCUGCUCGAGGAAGCGGCGCAGGGCGCCGACCGCGGGCGUGCAGCGGCGGAGGCGGAGGCAGGGGAGCAGCUGCGCCUGCGGGAGGCGGCCGAGGCGAGGGCGGCGACGGCGGAGCGCCUGCGCGAUGCUGCUCAGGCAAAGGCGGGCGCCGCACUCCUGAUGUGGGAUGCGGCGCAGGCCAAGGCGGCGGCGGCUAAGCGCCUGCAAGAGACAUUCAAGAGGCGGGCGACUGCAGCGCUGAGCGGGCGCGCGGCGGCAGAGGGCCAGGCGGCGGCGGCAGGGCGCAAGCAGGAGGCGGCUGAGAAGUUGUUGCUGAGGUUCCUGCAGCUGACAGCAGAGCUGCAGGCAGCAAAGCUGCAUUAUGCCAGCUCCCGGCCGGAGAACAGCCCCGCAGACUCGCUGCUGCCGGCAGCGACAGCGGCGCUGGCAGCCUGCAAGCAGGCGCAGGAUGAGGCUAUGAAGAAGCUGGCCACUUGCGAGGCCAGGCGAGUGCACGACAGCCAGGCGGCGGAGAGGCGGGUCGCCGACUGCAAGGACGAGACGCGCCAGCUGGAACGCCAGCUGGGCGCAGCUGAUGCGCGCGCCACGGAAUGCCAGCACCAGCUGGAGGCGAGCGCCAGGAGCCUCACGGUCGCUGCCGCGGAGAACUAUGCCUGCAGGGAGGAGCUGGCGGAGGUGCGGGCGAGCACUGACCAGGUGGCACCCCCGACACCCGACACCUGCACGGCCGGCAUAUGGCAGGAGGGAACCGCCGCCGGCGCAAGCGGUGGCACCAUCGCGCAGAUGCUGGGAGACUGGAUGGGACUUCCUACACCCUGCUGGCGCCCUGUGGUUGGCGUGGCGCUGAUAGCAGUCUUCCUGCUGGCCUGCGCUGGGUGCAAGGCCUUGUGCUGGCGCCGCGGAGCGCGGAAGCUGGAGGAGAUAGAGGACCUGAAGGAUCUGUUACGCCAGUACCCUGAUGGUUGGCAGUGA
Chlorella variabilis is the source of this 1392-nucleotide messenger RNA. RefSeq lists its product as hypothetical. Bases 1 to 1392 code for a protein of 463 amino acids. Lineage: Eukaryota; Viridiplantae; Chlorophyta; Trebouxiophyceae; Chlorellales; Chlorellaceae. The record is from RefSeq and is a predicted model, not a curated record. The transcript has 8 exons.